Molecule: messenger RNA, 1572 nt
Organism: Selaginella moellendorffii
Lineage: Eukaryota; Viridiplantae; Streptophyta; Lycopodiopsida; Selaginellales; Selaginellaceae
Product: pentatricopeptide repeat-containing protein At4g02750-like
Exons: 1
Coding region: 1-1572 (523 amino acids)
Biological process (GO): RNA modification
Molecular function (GO): protein binding; RNA binding
Source: RefSeq, a predicted model, not a curated record
AUGAAGUUAGCUGAGUCGAUAAAAUCAUGCAAAGACUCCAACCAAGCCAGGCAAAUCCACAAGCUUGUGGAGGAGCACAGAGAGCACAUAUCUCAGGACACUUUUCUCUACUUGAGCAAGCUUCUCAUACGGAUGUACGUGCGCUGCUCCUGCACAGCUCCUGCCAAGAACAUCUUCGACCUCAUGGAGCACAGAGACGUUUUCUGCUGGAAUCUGAUGCUCACAGCAUUUGCCCAGGAUGGCUGCCUCCGCGAGGCGCAGAAACUGUUUGAUGCCAUGGAGUUCAGGACCACCGUUUCAUGGACAAUCAUGCUGGCGGCUUAUUCACAGCAGGGGCAAAUAGCUCAGGCCGAGAUCUUAUUUCUCUCUAUGCCCGAAAGAGAUGAUGUUGCGUGGAAUGCGAUGUUGGCGGCAUAUACCCUUCACGGGCAUGUUGUUGCCGCAGCUCGAUGCUUCGAAUCAAACCCAAGACCGAACUUAACAUCGUGGAACUGCAUGCUGGAUGGGUUUUCGCGUGCUGGAAAGCUGCACAAUCUAGUGGAGACUUUCAAGAAGAUGCCACUGUGGGAUAUGAUCUCAUGGAACACUCUGCUAUCUGCAUAUGCCCAGUCAGGGCAUAUGGAAACACUAAACAAUGUCUUCCGUGCUAUGCCUUGUCACAACCUUGUCUCGCUCACUUCCAUGCUAACUGCGUACUCAAACCACACUUGCUACUUCGGAAGGGCUCGGAUUUUGUAUAGAUCGCUGCCUGCGUACACUCUGGUGACUUUCACAGCCAUGAUAACAGCAUACACACAAAAUCAAAGUAUCAGCGAAGCGAAGCUCUUGUUUGACGACAUGCCGGAAUGGGAUCUUGUCUCCUGGAACUCCAUGCUCGCGGCCUAUGCCCGGAACGGACAUAUCGAGCAAGCCAUUUGCUUCUUUGAAAGCAUGCCUGUGGUGGACAUCUUCUCCUGGAACUCCAUUCUCUGGGCCUACUCAGUUGGAGGCCAUGUCGACCAGGUGAAGAUUUUGUCACAGGCGAUGCCGGAGAUGGACCUUGUGUCGCUAAACUCGGUCCUGUCCGUCAAUGGAAGCUUGGGCGAGAUCGAGGCGUUCUUCUCUUGUAUGCCGUCUCGUGACUUGGUGUCGUGGAAUUCCAUGCUCGCUGCAUACGCACAGAACGGACGUGUCCGGCAAGCCCAGGAGUUGUUUCAAGCCAUGCCUGAUCGUGAUCUCACUUCCUGGAGGACAGCCUUGUCCAACCACGCCCGCAACGUCGAUGGCUUCCAGAAAGACGUGUUUGAAGACCUGAAUGUCCAAGGUGAGAAUCCGGACGAGAUGUGCUUUACGAGCUUACUGUUUGGAUGCAGCCACAGGGGUGAUGCUACCCAAGCGUGCAAGCUCUUCGCUUCCAUGCUGGUCGAUUAUGGGCUGGAGCCAACCAAGUUGCAAUUUAGCUGCAUCAUCGACCUUCUAGCUCGUGCGGGCCACCUGAGAGAUGCCAAUGAUCUCAUCGUCAACAUGCCUUUCAUGCCUAUUGCUGAAGACGUACAGAGCUUGCUGGCGUUCUGCUUUCCAAAGCCAGCGUAA